Sclerotinia trifoliorum is the source of this 1059-nucleotide messenger RNA. The record is from the annotation of a GenBank genome assembly. Lineage: Eukaryota; Fungi; Ascomycota; Leotiomycetes; Helotiales; Sclerotiniaceae.
AACCUCAAAUAAUCAAUAUCUAGAAUUCUCAUUACUUCAAACCACAAAGCCAAGAUGGCGGAAGCAGCAGAAAACCCAGAUGUCCCUUCAAACAAGAAGGCUUUUAUUCCUUUAGGUAAGGUUAUCUCAUCUCUUGCUCCGCUCAAGCGUCCCAUUACCCCAAGCUAACCACUCCAGAAAACAACCCCGAAGUAAUGUCCUCUCUCCUCCAUAAGCUCGGACUUUCAACCACACUCUCCUUCCACGACGUAUUCUCCAUUGAAGAGCCAUCCUUUCUCUCUUUCAUCCCCCGUCCCGCUCUCGCUCUCUUGUUAGUUUUCCCAGUCUCGAAAAGCUAUGAAGAAUUUCGCUAUUCUGAGGAUAAGGACCGGGAGGAUUAUAAGGGCAAAGGAGAGAAUGAACCAGUUAUUUGGUACAAACAGACUAUUAGGAAUGCAUGUGGUUUAAUUGGGCUCUUGCAUGCUGUGAGUAACGGAGCUGCAAAGGGUUUUGUUGGUAUGUUCUAUGCUCCUCUUAUCCUUUGGGCAAGUCUUAACACUAUUUUCCCUUCUGUAGGACAAGAUACCCCUCUGGGGAAGCUAAUUAAAGACGCAAUUCCGCUCAGCGCCGUCGAUCGCGCAGAUCUUCUAUAUAAUUCCCAAGCCCUUGAAUCCGCCCAUCAAAGCGCCGCAACCCAAGGCCAGUCCUCUACACCCGAUGCCGAAGACAACGUCGAUUUACACUACGUAUGUUUCGUGAAAGACGAGAAGAAUAAUCUGUGGGAGAUGGAUGGGAGGAGAAGAGGUCCACUCGACUUAGGGUCACUGGGACCAGAUGAAGAUGUCCUUAGUGAGAAGGCAUUAGAUUGGGGAGUGAGGAAGUUUUUGAAGAGAGAAGAGGAGAAUGGUGCUGAGUUGAGAUUUAGCUUGAUUGCAUUGGCACCAAGUCUAGAUUAGGAAGGCGGAAGGCAAGAUUAUGAUUAUGACUAUCACGAAGCAUUUUUUUUUAGAGGAUCGGAAGGGACUGGCGUUGCAUGGUAUCAAAUGAGCACUCACAACACAGCUGCACUCGGGCUUCAAA